GCGUCGAGCAGCGCAGGAAGUCUGCCACCGUCGCUGUUGGACCAGCUAAAGCUUUCGAGGUUCCGAUCGGUUCCAUUUUUGUUUGGGUUCAAAUUAAGGCUCUCGGCGUCGGAGUGUAUCGCAGGGUUCGAUAAACAAACGCCGAGGAUUUCCUUCAUCUUUAUACAAACACCGACGCGCGUGCAGCAAAGCGAAAGUUAAGGGUCGAGAUGAGUGUGGAGGCGUACGGGCCGAGCUCCCAGACCCUCACCUUCCUGGACACCGAAGAAGCGGAGCUGCUCGGGGCGGACACCCAAGGCUCCGAAUACGACUUCACCGACUUCACCCUGCCGAGCCAGACGCAAACUCAAGGCCAGACCCAGAGCCAGUUGGACGGGCAGGUAAACGGUCCCGAUGAGGGUCUUCACAACGGUGGCGUGGAUGACUCCGUGGCCAAAGCCAGCCAGCUGUUGGCCGAGCUCAACUUUGAGGAGGACGAAGAAGACACGUACUACACCAAAGACCUGCCUGUGCACGCGUGCAGCUACUGUGGUAUCCAUGAUCCAGCGUGUGUGGUGUACUGCAAUACCAGCAAGAAGUGGUUCUGUAAUGGACGUGGCAACACAUCUGGCAGCCACAUUGUGAACCACUUGGUGAGAGCGAAAUGCAAAGAGGUGACGCUGCAUAAAGACGGGCCGCUGGGUGAGACCGUGCUGGAGUGCUACAACUGUGGCUGCCGCAACGUCUUCCUUCUGGGCUUCAUUCCGGCCAAGGCUGAUUCUGUGGUGGUUCUACUCUGCAGGCAACCGUGUGCCAGCCAGAGUAGCUUGAAAGAUAUCAACUGGGACAGCUCGCAGUGGCAACCCCUGAUCCAGGAUCGCUGUUUCCUGUCCUGGUUGGUGAAGAUCCCAUCAGAACAGGAGCAGCUUCGAGCACGUCAGAUCACUGCCCAGCAGAUCAACAAGCUGGAGGAGCUUUGGAAGGACAAUCCCACAGCCACUUUGGAAGACCUAGAGAAGCCCGGUGUGGACGAGGAACCUCAGCAUGUGCUGCUGCGCUACGAGGACGCCUAUCAGUACCAGAACAUUUUUGGCCCUUUGGUCAAGCUGGAGGCAGACUACGACAAGAAGCUUAAGGAAUCCCAGACUCAAGACAAUAUAACCGUGAGGUGGGACCUGGGACUGAAUAAAAAGCGGAUUGCCUAUUUCACACUGCCCAAGACUGAUUCAGAUAUGCGACUGAUGCAGGGUGACGAGAUCUGUCUGCGAUACAAGGGAGACCUGGCGCCAAUGUGGAAAGGCAUUGGCCACGUCAUUAAAGUCCCCGACAACUAUGGGGAUGAGAUAGCCAUUGAAUUGCGGAGCAGCGUUGGAGCACCUAUAGAAAUCCCCCAUAACUUCCAGGUGGAUUUUGUGUGGAAGUCCACUUCCUUUGACAGAAUGCAGAGUGCUCUAAAGACCUUUGCAGUGGAUGAGACGUCUGUGUCUGGCUACAUUUACCACAAGCUCCUGGGCCACGAGGUGGAGGAUGUCACCAUCAAGUGCCAGCUGCCAAAACGCUUCACUGCUCAGGGGCUGCCUGACCUCAAUCACUCACAGGUGUAUGCUGUGAAAACAGUGCUGCAGAGGCCUCUCAGUCUGAUUCAGGGCCCUCCUGGCACUGGCAAGACGGUCACCUCGGCGACCAUCGUCUACCACCUGUCCCGACAGGGCAACGGACCCGUUCUGGUCUGCGCUCCCAGUAACAUUGCUGUGGACCAGUUGACUGAGAAGAUCGACAAGACCGGCCUGAGGGUAGUCAGGCUGUGCGCCAAGAGCCGAGAGGCCAUCGAGUCACCGGUGUCUUUUCUGGCUCUGCACAACCAGAUCAGCAACAUGGACAGCAUGCCGGAGCUUCAGAAACUGCAGCAGCUGAAGGAUGAGACGGGGGAGCUGUCGUCUGCUGAUGAGAAGCGCUACAGGGCUUUGAAACGCACAGCUGAGAGGGAGCUACUCAUGAAUGCUGACGUCAUCUGCUGCACCUGUGUCGGGGCGGGUGAUCCUCGUCUGGCUAAGAUGCAGUUCCGCUCCAUCCUGAUUGAUGAGAGCACCCAAGCCACUGAGCCCGAGUGUAUGGUGCCUGUGGUGUUGGGAGCCAAGCAGCUCAUUCUGGUGGGUGACCACUGCCAGUUGGGCCCUGUGGUGAUGUGUAAGAAGGCAGCUAAGGCUGGUCUGUCCCAGUCUCUCUUUGAACGUCUGGUGGUUUUGGGCAUCCGGCCGAUCCGCCUGCAGGUCCAGUACCGUAUGCAUCCGGCCCUCAGUGCCUUCCCCUCCAACAUCUUCUACGAGGGCUCGCUGCAGAAUGGUGUUACUGCAGCUGACCGCAUCAAGAAAGGAUUUGACUUCCAGUGGCCACAGCCAGACAAGCCCAUGUUCUUCUAUGUGACUCAGGGUCAGGAGGAAAUCGCCAGUUCAGGAACCUCCUACCUCAACAGGACGGAGGCUGCAAAUGUAGAGAAGAUCACCACUAGGCUGCUAAAAGCUGGAGCCAAACCUGACCAGAUCGGCAUCAUCACACCAUACGAGGGUCAGCGGUCCUACUUGGUCCAGUACAUGCAGUUCAGCGGCUCCUUGCACACCAAACUCUAUCAGCAAGUGGAAAUUGCCAGCGUGGAUGCCUUUCAGGGGAGAGAGAAGGACUUCAUCAUCCUGUCGUGUGUCCGUGCCAAUGAGCAUCAGGGCAUUGGCUUUCUGAACGACCCCCGUCGUCUCAACGUGGCACUGACCAGAGCCAAGUACGGGGUGAUCAUUGUGGGAAACCCUAAGGCCCUCUCUAAGCAACCGCUGUGGAACAACCUGCUCAACAACUACAAGGAGCAGAAGGUCCUGGUGGAGGGACCUCUGAACAACCUGAGGGAGAGCCUCAUGCAGUUCAGCAAGCCACGCAAACUGGUCAACACAAUCAAUCCUGGAGGUCGUUUUAUGAGCACUGCAAUGUACGACGCCCGUGAGGCCCUCAUUCCUGGCUCUGCCUACGACCGCAGCAGUGCUGCUGGACGUCCUUCCAACAUGUACUUUCAAACUCAUGACCAGAUUGGGAUGAUUGGGGCAGGCCCUGGUCACAUGGCUGCCAUGAAUAUCCCAAUACCCUUCAACCUGGUGAUGCCGCCAAUGCCUCCGCCGAGCUUCAUGGGUCAAACCAAUGGACCUGCUGCAGGCCGUGGAGCUAUGAAGGGUAAGCCUGGACGUGGUGGAAGGCAAAGGGGCCGUGGCUCUGGGAACCAGGGUGCCAGUCAGGGCAAUGGACCAAACAGCCAGGCCAGUCAGGAUGGAGCAUCCCAGUCCUUCUCACAGGGCCCACUGACACAAGGCUAUAUCUCCAUGAGCCAGCCCUCUCAGAUGAGCCAGCCCGGCCUCUCCCAGCCAGAACUCUCCCAGGACAGCUACCUGGGCGACGAGUUCAAGUCCCAGAUCGAUGUGGCUUUGUCCCAGGACUCGACUUACCAGGGUGAACGCGCAUACCAGCAUGGUGGGGUGACUGGACUGUCACAGUACUAAAGCGAUGCUUGAAGAAGGGAGCUAGGCUUGAGCUGAGCUUAGUUCAUCAGCUUUUUAAUCUGGGAAA
Betta splendens (Siamese fighting fish) is the source of this 3582-nucleotide messenger RNA. Its product is annotated as regulator of nonsense transcripts 1. The record is from RefSeq and is a predicted model, not a curated record. Gene Ontology annotation, cellular component: cytoplasm. The coding region runs from base 210 to 3515 and encodes 1101 amino acids. NCBI's taxonomy places the organism in Eukaryota, Metazoa, Chordata, Actinopteri, Anabantiformes, Osphronemidae. The transcript is spliced from 24 exons. Gene Ontology annotation, molecular function: RNA helicase activity; DNA binding; zinc ion binding. Gene Ontology annotation, biological process: nuclear-transcribed mRNA catabolic process, nonsense-mediated decay.